This is a messenger RNA of Mugil cephalus (flathead mullet), 5126 nucleotides long. It is a transcript of the gene btbd8, whose product is annotated as BTB domain containing 8. The transcript is spliced from 19 exons. Gene Ontology annotation, molecular function: protein binding. The record is from RefSeq and is a predicted model, not a curated record. Bases 121 to 4833 code for a protein of 1570 amino acids. Lineage: Eukaryota; Metazoa; Chordata; Actinopteri; Mugiliformes; Mugilidae.
CCUCCUUCCUCGUCUGUCAAACCGUCGGUUCUUGUAGUGGGAGGUGGUGAACAGCGUGCAGCAGCAGUGAUGUCAACAACGACGGUCAGUGGGUCAGCCCGAUAAUAGAACACAGUAAACAUGAUCACCACCGAGGCCGCGAGGGAGUUCCAGGUCAAAGAGCGCAAAUACAAAGAGCAGCUGAAGAGAUGUUUAUCAUCUGCUUUGUCUACAGACCUUAAUAGGUUGCUGCAGGAGGAGCUGGAGGCCGAUGUGUCUCUGUAUGCUGGCUCAGGCUCCGUUCGAGCACACAGAGCCAUACUGUUGGCAAGAGCUCCUCAUAUCCUCAGGGGACAGACGCACAAAGAUCCUAUCAUCAUCCAUCUGCCUGGUUGUGAGCUGUCUGGCCUCAAAGAUUUCCUUAGGCGGCUGUACACGGAGGAGCAGAGCAUGCGCUCGGUCGAAAUAAUCCCAGAUGUGGAGGGCUCCAUGCCAGAACACGCUCUUUGUGUUCCCGACCCGGCACAGCUUCAGACUUCCUCUGACUCAGACGGUGCUGUUCUUGAGCCGGCCUCUGGCCUCGGAGCUGACCUGCUGGGUCUUUACCAAAGAGGAGAACAGUGUGAUAUCACCAUCCAAGUAGCAGAGCAGGUCUUCUCCUGCCACAGGGCAAUCCUGUGCGCACGGUCUCAGUACUUCCGAGCCAUGCUGAGCGGGAGCUGGAUGGAAAGCUCCAGACAGUGCAUCACUCUGCAAGGCUUAGGACCAGAUGAAAUGGAAAUCCUGCUCCAGUUCAUGUAUGGAGCCAUUGUGGAUCUGCCCAGCGGAGCCAGCGCCAGUCAGGUGGUGUUGGCUGCAGACAUGUUGGGUUUGGAGGGACUCAAAGAUGUAGUGGAGAUGGUUCUGACCCGAGACUAUUGCCGCUUCUUCCCCAAGUCACUUGAUGGGGUUCAGAGAACAAUCCUUGAGUGCCUGUCCCUUACACAUGCCUUAGGCCUUGAAAACCUCCACGUCCUCUGUAAGAGGUGGGUUGCUGAACAUUUUGUGAAAGCAUGGUGUGAGAGGAACUUUUCCCUCUUGCCUCCUGAGCUCCACAGAGCCUGCUUAACUGCUGUAGCUGAAACGAUGACUGUGCAGAAUGCAGUAACCAUGCUCUGUGGCACUGAGCAGUUGCUCGGCAGUCUCCCUGAAGUGAAGUGGGCCCAGCAGGUGAGGAGCCUGGCCACAGAGCUGCAGGACGAGAGCCUGCGUGUCAUUGUCCAACACUUUCCCAAAGUCACCCACACUCAGGCCUUCCAGGACCUUCGGAGGAGGGAAGAGUUUACCACAGAGCCGACACUGUUGAGGAAGCUGUGUUUGGCCAUCAGGGAGGGUGUUACUGUGGAUAACUGCUGUGAUCUUUUUACUGCGGUGAACUGUCUGUGUGGAGAUGACUCGGAGGAGGAUUUUCACCUGGAGCAGCAAGGGCAAAAACAAGACGAGCCGUUCAGGCAAGAGAUUUGUACGCUGCGUGGGCGGCUCUGGACCUUCCUGCUUCAGACCUUUUACGCCGUCCGCCACACGCAGGGAUGGGAGGCUCUGUCGUCCAAACACAGAGAGAGGAUACUGGCAGAUGCUAUUGAUAAAGGAGACAAUCGAAGACUUGGUAAAAAACCUGUAUUCACUAGCUCACAGUCAAGGGCUUUAAAAUGCCCCUCAUCCACACCUGAGAGUCCUCCUGUGCACAGGACACAGAGGGUGGUAGAAAACAGAAAUUCUGCCUCUCGCAGCGCUGCAUCAGCCAUGAAGUCCGAUGGACUGGGGACGGCGAACAAAGCUGGAGACGGCCACUCAGCCAAGGCGAAGAAUGUUAAGAAACCAGGAGACAGGAGUGUAGCAACGAAAGCAAAGACCGCAACAGCCGGCACGCCAGUUGUCAAUGGCACAGGUGCUGCUGGGGCCAGGCGGGACGUAGCCAGCGCCAAUGGCCCCAGAGGCUCUCAUGGGGCUAAAGAGCAGGACAGAAAGCCAAACCCGGGUGCGAGGCCGAAAACGUCUCCCCCGAGCUGCACGUCCACCAGCCAGACAGCGGCGAUGAAGGCUCAGAAGAGCUCGGCGGGAAAGGCUGACAACACUGCCGGCGCCACCCAAGCCCAACCCAGCGCUUCAUCCACAUCAGGCAGCGCCUCGCCAGAGAACGGCGCCAGCAGCCCUCGCAACGACGCCCACCCCAUUCCAGGUACAAAAUCCAAACACCAGGCCAAGGCGGUGAACAAAUCCCCACUGACAAAACCUCAGAGAUCUGAUACAACAAAGAGCAGCAGUCCAACCAAUAAGUCAAGCGUGAGAGAAGCUAGCAAAGCCAAGGCUGGCGCAAUGGAGAAAGCGUCCACUGGAGUGACAGCAACAAAAGCAGACGCCAAGGGAAGGAGCACAGCAGACCACCAUGUCUCCAAACAUGGGCCCUCAAUGAAGAAGCCAGCUUCCCCCAGGAAGGAGGACAGCAAAGAUGGGUCAAAAUCCUCAGCAGCAGACAAAGCAGCGAGUGAAGCCCCUAAAAAGAAGAUCACUAAACCUGUUUCAGCAACUGGGGCUGCAGCUAAAUCUGGUGCUAAACCAGCAAAAGCCUCUUCAGCCCCCUCCAAGCAAUCCUCAGUAACAGCUGCCAAGUCUGGACCAAAGCUGAAAAGUACUGGUGAAUUAUCUACAGAGAAAGCCUCACCGAAAGCCAAAACAUCUGCUGGUGCCUCCAAGAAAUCUGAAGCCAAAGGAAGAGAAGUUGAGAAUGGUAAGAAAUCAGACUCUAAGGCCGAGUUUGGUCCAGCUGAAAACUCUUCGGUGGAGCAAAAUGAAAAUGCAGAGGCAGGUCCCUGUGACCAUCCUGCAACACCCAGUACACAACCAACGAGCCAGGGUGGAGGUGAAACGCCUCAUCUAGACUCCGAGCCAAAUCAGAAUCUCCAAAACACUUGCACACAGUCAGGAAACACUAAUGGUGCAGGAGAUGAAACCAGUGUUACACCAGCAGCUAAGAACAGCCCCCAAGCCAAAUCUGCCAAAUCGAAUGCUUGCAGACACUCUGAAGGGAGUAAAGUGAAACCCUCUCAAAGCGGUGUCAUCCCCGCUCACAUCAGUGGAGUGCAGGUCCAUGAGAUGAGCUCCCCUAAUUCCCCAAGAGACAGUGAACGCCCCAUAGACACCCCAUGUAGCAUAGGAAGCACCGACACCCCUGUAGAAGACUCCUGGAGCGGCAUCCACCAUCAGGUCAGCCCGGAGUCUGAGACCGGCAGCACACACACCACUUCUUCUGACGACAUCAAGCCCCGCUCGGAGGACUAUGACGCAGGAGGCUCGCAAGACGACGACUGCUCCAAUGAUAGAGGCGUGUCCAAAUGCGGCACAAUGCGCUGUCACGACUUCCUGGGUCGUAGUAGCAGCGACACCAGCACCCCGGAAGAGCUGAAGAUGUACGAAGGCGGGGCCGGACUGAGAGUGGAGGUGCGGUUGCGUGGGAGAGAGGCGGAGACCACCAGCGAGGAAGAGGGCGUGAGACAACGCCCUCGUUCCUGGUUGCAAAGAGACGAGGUUCAGGUAGAAGAGGAGCACUCGGAAGUUGAGGCGACUGUGACUAUAAAAAGUGUCCCUGACCACCAGCUUUUCUCCUCUGAGGAGGAAGAGGAAGACGAUGACGAGGAGGAGACGGAGGACGAGCGGUCAGAAGUUGAGGUUAUUCCUGGUCAGGCUUCGCUUCCGCCAAGCGAGCCAUCGCCGCACUUUCAGGGGAUCGUCAACCUAGCUUUUGACGACGACGGUGUGGACCAGGAGAACGACCAGCCCGACUACCAGUCCUCGUCCAACUUCCGUCGCUCAGUGUUGCUGUCCGUUGAUGAGUGUGAGGAGUUGGGCUCAGAGGAGGGUGGCGUCCAAACUCCGCCUCAGCAGCAAGACGAUGCCUUGACCCCUUGUGACGUUUUCGAGUCUGACUCUACAGUUCAGUCCAACAACGUCCCUGUCAGUGACCAGCAGAACCACUCGCCUCAUCAGCUCGAAAAUACCAGUACGAAGCACAAAGAAGAACAGACGGAAAAGUCUGUGUUCCUUACUGAGAUCCAAGACCCCAUGCAGGAAGAGCAUAAUCAUAUCAAGACGGAUGGAGUUAAGUCCAGCUGUCCUCCUGUGGACUUUGACACUAGAGACCUGCCUCCCCAGGAACGCCCAUGUCACCUGGAUCUGCGGCACACUGAACAGUACAACGGAGGGAUGAGCAGAAAUUACACCCAUCCCUCAGAAAGCAAGAAAGCUGAUUUACACCUAGACUUAAAUGAGCCUCAGCUCACAGGGGACUCUCCUGUACAUGCCGCACAAUCUCCAGCAGGGGACAAUGGUUGUGACAGAUUGGAUCAAACCUCCAAACAUGACCGCCGACCAUCCAAAGUCCUCUCUCCCAUUUACGAGAUGGAUGUGGGAGAAGCCUUUGAGCACUGUUUGGACAAGGACAGGAAUGUUAAACAGCAGGCAGAGGAAGAAAAGCACACACGGGACGGGGAUGAGAGUAGUGAGUUUGCCGAGCGGGACUGGAGUCUGCUCAGGCAGCUGCUCUCAGACCACGAGUCCAACCUGGGCAUCAUAAACCCCGUUCCCGAGGAGCUCAACCUGGCCCAGUAUCUAAUAAAGCAGACGCUUUCCCUGUCGCGCGACUGCCUGGACUCGCAGGCCUUCUUGUCCCCGGAGAAGGAGACUUUCAGACGCUGGGCGGAGCUCAUCUCGCCCAUGGAGGACUCCUCCACCAGCAUCACUGUGACCAGCUUCUCCCCGGAAGACGCUGCAUCGCCACAGGGGGAGUGGACCAUCGUGGAACUGGAAACACAUCACUGAGUACACAGAGGACACCCUGCUGGACAGUUGACGCCUUCUGCUUGAACUCUGAACAUCUUUACAUGGAUUUUGUCCAAGUUUAUUAUAAUUUCUCAUCUUGCUCUGUCUCUUUAUCACGUCCCUUUUUUUCUCGGACUCUACAGAACUCUGAACUUUUUUCCAUUCGCAUUCCCCAUCAUGCCCUCCGUGGACUCUCCUGACACAAACGGGGCUGUUUUGCAUGCUGAUAUUUUUGUAUGUUUGUCUGUUUAAUUAGUGUCGCUUCUGAAGCUCUAGGAAGCUCAGAAAGGCUC